Messenger RNA from Cydia pomonella (codling moth), 6139 nucleotides. Its product is annotated as angiotensin-converting enzyme-like protein Ace3. Gene Ontology annotation, biological process: proteolysis. Lineage: Eukaryota; Metazoa; Arthropoda; Insecta; Lepidoptera; Tortricidae. Gene Ontology annotation, cellular component: plasma membrane. Gene Ontology annotation, molecular function: peptidyl-dipeptidase activity; metallopeptidase activity. The coding region runs from base 413 to 2554 and encodes 713 amino acids. The record is from RefSeq and is a predicted model, not a curated record. The transcript has 14 exons.
CUUGCGGUGGCCGUAUCGCUAUAACCUUUGACCGAUCUUUGGAAUCAAGUACAGAUCCACUCCCUACUCCUACCAAUCUUACCAUACGAUGUUCACUACAUCAGUCUGGCCGCGGCUGUCGAGCGCGGAGGUCGCACUGUACUUACGUCACGAUAGUCCUAUACAUCGCAACUGCUGAAAAUUCUUUUAACUUUUCCGUAUUACUGAGUGUUGUGUGUGACAAUGGAAUUGUGUGUGAACUCUUAAUGAUGUUUGAAUGAGUUUGUUCUAGUUUAAACCUUAUUUUGUGCAAGUGCUGGGUGGAUUUUAAUCUUGGCCGGCUUUUUGUUUGUGUUCCGGUCCAUGGACCUUUUUGCGCAGCAGGCUACAUAAAAUACAUACGAGCACACAGAGCUGAUUGAACAAUUAAAACAUGAACGCGACAUUCACCCUUCUUUGCGUGUACUUCUACGCGCUCCUGUCCAGCGGCAACACUUCAGACGAUGAUGACCGCCGCUGGCUGUCGUCGCUCAUCGCCCUGGUAGAGAUGGACUACGAAGACCACUGCGACCAGAGGGCCACGGCUUCUUGGAAUGAGCUUGUAGGCUCCCCGAAAGGACUAGCGCAAAAGCUGGGACGCGACAAAAGCUACGGGAUCUUCGCCCGCGCUCAGACCACCGACGUACGCAUAGCGCUCAAGGCGCAUGCGCUCAGCGACGACGAGCUGCUCAAGCGCAAGGUGAAGCUGCUACUACAGCCGGGCGACUUGCUGCUGCCCACCGAACAGUGGAUCCGGCUGGUCACGUUUGCAGACACCUCGGAGAACGCUCUGCGAUUUGCAACAGACUAUGAUUGUGGAACAACUAUAAAUUGUACACUGAGAGAACUGCACAAUAGCCUGGCUAAGCAGCAGGAUGAAGAAACAUUGCGCCACAUGAAGGAGUCAUGGGAGAAGAAACUUCCGGAUCUAAACGAAUACCUUGAGAAAAUAUUACCGUUGCUGAAAAACACGUCCAAAGAAAAUGAAUUUAACACAGUGGAAGAGUACUGGGACUCCCUCGCUGAAUACGAAGGUGCAAUACUGAAGGCUCGAGAAUUGUGGGACCGCAUCAGGCCACUCUACGAGAAGUUGCACAAAUAUGUCGCUCUCAGGUUGAAAGGCACGGAGGCUGUCGGGAAGCCACUGCCCGUUUAUUUGUUAGGAUCACUGUCCGGAGACGAUUGGUCAAAUGUUAUAGAGAACCUACUACCUAAGCAUGCAGAUAUUUAUCAAAAAUUGUACGCUAAUCUACAGUUAAAGAAUUUAGGUGGUGUUAAUGCAUUUGAAGAAGCCACCAAAUUGCUAACCGAGAUAAAUAUGCCUCAAAUUGAGCCAUACACUUGGGACAAAUCAAUAUUCAAUAGCAGCUGUCCACCCGAGCUGGUGGAUUGGUGUAAGCCUAAUAAGCUAAGGGUAAUCUCGUGCAGCGACGUGUCUAUCGGAAAUUACAUGGAUGCUCACGAGGCUGUCAUGCGAAUAAAGUAUAAAGAUACUGUCGCUUUACAUAGCAACAAUACUUACACACUGAGAAAUGCUAACCGCUAUUCAGCUAUUUACGAAGCUAUACCUGAAUUUGCGUCACUUCUGUCGGUAAAUCCUCACGCCUUGAGUCGAGCCGGAUUAUACUCUAUAGAGAGAUUUAAAUUCAAUCCGAACUAUCAUCGUCUGGUUCUUCAAUUAAUUACUGCUUUGCGAGACCUGCCGAAAUUGAAUUUCUAUAUAGCCGCCGAUGAAUGGAGACUAAAAUAUCUAAAAGAAACAAAAACUCCUACGACAAAAGACGAGACCUGGUCUGACUUUAGAAGAGACUUCUCUUGGUUAGAAACUUCUAAUGUAGAUAUCCUUGGUAACCCAUACGUGCUUCACAACAAGCCAUUUAUUGGAAAAUUUAUGGGCCUCAUUCUUAAAUAUCAAAUAUAUCAAUCCUUUGCCGAAGAACUUAUUUCGGAUGAGUCUGACCUUAUAAAACAUAUUUCUGAGAACAACGAUCGUUUAGUGAUUACAAUGUCUCAAGGUUUGGGAACCAAAUGGCCUGAAAUGGUUAGCGAUUUAUUAGCUAAACGAGAGAACGCGCUCGAAUACACAGGCCUCACUGACUACUACAGGCUAUUAGACGAAUAUUUAGAUAACCAACUAGACCCUCAGCUAGGAGUUAAUGAAUCAGAUGAUUAUAUCGAGCCCUCUGAACCAGAAACGAUAGAAAACGAAAUUCCCACCGAAAUUAAACUACCCGAAGAAAGUGAGACCCAUGAAAACAUCCAAGAAAAUGAAAUUGAUACAGGAGAUGAAAAUAAUAUGAAGUUUGGCGCUGAAACGUCGACUGUCGGUGUGUUAGAAAUAAAGAACCCCGUAGUAUCUGGGGACCAGGAGCAAAAAGAUACAAAUGUAAAAGAAGCUUCAUAUAACGUCUACUGGUGGAUUGGCAUAGCUGUUGCAGUAGCCAUUAUAGUAUUAUUGAUAGCAAUAAUUGCAAGAAAACGGCAAAACCAUCGAAAACAGCUAGACAGACAAAGAAGAGAAAAUACGCAUGCCUGAUUUGAGGAGUAUCGGUUCUAAAUGAAGAACCGAUAUUAUAUCUGUCUACUUAAACUAAUUUUAGUAAUGUGUGCCAAUGCGAUUCAUUUUAAGUGUGUGUUGAGUUAAAAAGUUUAGGGGAUUCGAGUAAAAAUAUUCUAUUUAUUCUGCUUUAGAAAUAUUUACCAAUUAAGUUACUUGCAUUGUGUUUACAACGUUUAUUUAUCAACAAUAUUAUUCAAUCUCAAACGAAUAUUAAUUGGUGCUGUUUAAUUAUGAUUUGAAUUCCAAAAUGCACAUAUGUAAAAAUAAUGCAAAAUUUAUGUGUAUGUAUAACCUACCAAAAUUAUAAUUACGCGCUUACGUUGCACCAAUAUACCAAAUACAUGUAAUGCUCAAAAUAUUAAUAAUGCUGAAAUUCUUUUGUACAAUAAAAUUAUUAUUUAGCUUCAACAGCUAGUUAGGCAAUUAUUUUAAUAAUUUCAUUGAUGCAUUAAGCCUUGUUUAAACUUCAGUGAAAUAAAAGUAAUAAAUAUAAAAAUAUGAUGUCUAGUUAGUAAAAUGAAAAACAAAAAUAUUUUUGUACAUAUCACAUUUUGCAAAAAUUGUCUAAAUGUUACCAAGAGUGUCUAUAUAAUAAUUUGUACAUAAUAGUUAAGUGUAAUUUCGCUGUGCCUUAAGCGUCUCAAUUUCUAAUGAGUACUCUGUGUAGAAUAUAAUAUUUAGUAAGUAUAAUAGAAAUAAAUUUGUAAUUAUUACCUUCGGGGCUCAUAUUUUCACGAACUUUCUGUGACUAAAAAUAUGUGUCAGACCAAUUUGUACUAAAAAUACUUGUUUAAAAAAAACAACGCUGGAUCAAUUCAGUUACCAUAUUUUUAUGAACUUCAGUUUUAUUUAUUAAAUGAUUUAGCUUUAAAAAACAAAUAUUAUGCAUGUCUAGUUGCUUUAUUCUUGUAAGUAUUUAUUUAAAUUCAGACGUAUCCAAAUAGUAAUUUCUUGUUAUCAAACGUAUUCCUUCAACCAGAAAUGUCACUGUUGAGAGCUAACAGAGCAUAUCCGGGUGAAAUGCAAAGAAAUUGUACGUAGUGAAGGACCUGUAAUUAGUCUUGAGUUAAUUGAUUCCAUUGUGUUACGAUAAUUAACCAUGUAAAUUGUAUUGUAUUAUAUUCAUCUGUACUUAUUUUAUACACACAUGAGUUUAUAGCAUAUGCCAACAGAGUUUCCUAAGUGUAACUUAAAUAGACACUGCUCAAUGGUUGUAACACAAAGUCAAUUAAGUUAAUAAGACUAAUUACAGCUCCUCAACUAUGCGAUUUUUUUUUGCAAUUUACCCCUCCAUAACCUUUUGAUAACAAAAAAUACUAUUAUAAUAGUGCCGAUUCACCUUUAUCAAUCUGUUAAGAUUUUUUAUUACUUAUGAUACGACCUUGGUGAUCGCUCACGCUGAUUGGUGUGCCGUGUACAUGACGUGUCAUCAGGUAUCCCGCUCGCACUGGCAGCCGUAUCAUAGUAAGGCAAGAUGCGGUAAGACUGUCACCGGGACAAGACAAACACUUGUAUGGAAUCAUCAUACUGUUUGCCCCGAGCAAAAUAAUCUAUGAUCCUGUUACCCUACCUUACCAUAAUAUGUAUCAAAACUUUAACAAAUGGUUAAAUUUUAAUCGGCCUUCAUUGAAUACGCUCGUUUAUUAUCUGCAGGUAUAAACGUACUUUAAACCAAACAGAGGGGGGAUAUACAGGGUGUCCUUAGCAUUUGAACAAAGCCGAAGCAUACAUAUCGAUUAAGGUAUUUUGAACCAUUACAAUCAAAGUAUCACAACAAUCGACAUAGGAGCUACGACGAAAUUAACAAAUUACGAUUAUCUUUCGUCGCCUCAUGUAUUUAGUUAAUACACCUGAAGUAAUAUAUCUUUAUUGAUGUCAUGAAACCUUCUUUGUAUAUUUAGUUACAAAUAGGAGUUGACAUUAUGACAGCGUCAUAAUAUUUACAAAUAUUACCAAAUGUUAUUUGAUUUAUUUUAUUUAAUAAGACUUCAUAAAAAUGGGAUUGUUACAGUUUAAAAUUACAAUUAUAAUUCCAAAUUCGCAUUAAGAUGAAAGUGGAGGCACAAAAUUGCCUUUUCAUACAAAGGUAGUCCUCAUUUUCCUUUCUGGAUAUAAAUAUUAUAAAAUACUUUGAGAUUUUUUUUUUGUAUAUGAACUACGGCUAUGCAGGGGACGUUUGAUUUUUCUUUUCGAUUUUUAAUAAUUAGAAGAGUUAGAAGCAUUUAAAAAUUUGUAUGAAAACUAAAAGGUACAUAAUUGUUACAAAAAUAAGUAAAUCGAAAAAAAAUGUAGGGCAUAGCUAUGGUUAAUAUACAUCAAAUGAUGUUAAAAUCGUGUCCAUAAUUUCAAUAUCCAGAGAGGAAAAUGGGGACUACGUUUGUGUGCUGAAGCCGCCGUCCCCUUUCCUCUUAAUAAUUUACAGAUUGUGUAAGGUUUUAUGAAAAACAUUGUGUACUUAUGCAACAGAUACACACUGCAAUACCGAUAUAGUGAUGCCAGUAGUGGUGCUUCUAAGUUGUGGCGAUUAAUUGCACAAAGCCACAAGACUGAGCGUUGAUUUUAAGCCUAUAUUUGAAAAAAAGAAAAGUUUAAUUAGAUUAUGAAUGUUUCUUUUAUGUUAGGCAGUAUUAAAAGAUUUCUAACGGCCCGGUUCGAAGAACAAGAUACGAUGACGAUAAGUUCUGGUUUAGAUAAGUUCUCAUUGAUAUCGUUUGUAUGUCGUAUAAUUGACAGAAGCAGCUCGAUUCGGGCAACCAAUGUCGACCAAUGUCAAUGACGACCAGUCUGGCCUAGUCGGUAGUGACCCUGCCUAUGAAGCCGAUGGUCCCGGGUUCAAAUCCUGGUACGAGCAUUUAUUCGUGUGAUGAGCAUGGAUAUUUGUUCCCGAGUCAUGGGUGUUUUCUAUGUAUUUAAGUAUUUAUAAAUAUUUAUAUAUUAUAUAUAUCGUUGUCUAAGUACCCUCAACACAAGCCUUAUUGAGCUUACUGUGGGACUUAGUCAAUUUGUGUCAUAAUGUCCUAUAAUAUUUAUUUAUGUCACUUUGUCGUUUGAAAAUAUCGUAGAUAGAUCUUAUUGGGAUCACAGCGGAAUCGAAAUAAACGCCAACUUUGACAUGACGUUAUCGAUUUUUUAAAGAUUUUUCCAAGAUCUAAAACGUGUUUAAGUUUUGUUUCAUUUCGAAAAUAUGUAUUACAGGUGCUUAGAUGCAUGCUGUCUUUCUACAAACACACAAACAUAUCGCGACGUAUUUCACGUAUUUGGUCUUGUGUGGCAUUAGUGUCACACUGUCAAAGUCUGUCAAUCACUACUUAUUGGAAAUUAUUGGGAUUCAGAAAUCUUUGAAAAUAUUUUUUUUUGUUCAUAUUAUUAAAAACCACAUUAGAGCGUUCCUGAUCCAUAACCAAUAACCCUACGUGAGAUUUAGGGCUUCCUGAAGCUAAGGACACCUUGUAUGAUAAGUAUAAUUUAAGUAAACGACAGUUUAUGUUAUAUUGAUUUAUCCUUGCAAUUAUAAAGUAAAAUGUGCAAAGGAAAUAAUAAAUGUUUAAAACCCAGUAAAAA